AUGACCUUUGAGUGGAACUUUAAAUUAGCCGUCGUAUUUUUGGAACAGGAACUUUUGGUUCCAUCAGUUACUGACAACUUGGCAAUGUCAACAGCAAUUACAGAAAUAACUGAAAAAUUCUUCAUUGAAAAAUCGAUAAGAUUUGGAAUUCUUGUCUAUGGAGGCACGACAUAUCACCUUAGUGACGUCAUUAGUGGAUUUUUGGACAGAAUGAAUAAAAAUAAAUAUCCAGUGUACCUGAAACAUUCUUGGGGACGACAUUUGUCUAUUGACUGUCCAUUAAUAGUCUUUAUGAGGAACAAAAUGUCAUUAGAAUCAUUCAUAAAUGCAGCAAAGCUUAACAACGAGCUUCAUUCAGACAUGAAAAUCCUCAUUUAUCUAGACGAGGAUAUCCGAAUACUCCCGAGUCACCAGAAGUUCAUACUUGACAGCACUAAUCUCUUGGAUCAUUGCUAUUAUAUCCUUAAUGAGUUGAAUCAUGUCGUCUUCCUCACAAUGGAAUAUUUUAAUCAGCAUAGCUGCAAUCGACCUGAACCAGGCAUCAUCGAUGUUUAUCAUAAGAGAUCCAUGAGAUGGGAGGCUCAACUGCUUGACUAUGACAUUUAUCAGAACUUUUUCGGCUGUGAAUUGGUUCUGGUUGAAAAUUUUGGACCGUACUUUAAUUAUAAAAAUAAAAAUCAAGACAUAAUUGACUGCUUGGUCAACAAUCACCCAUUCUGCGCCCACAUCAUGUACUACAUAUCACAGGAUGAACAGCCACAAGGACUUGCUGUUGAUCUCUUCGAAAUGACAUCAAAGUCUGCAAACUUGACACCAAUUUUUAAGCUUAGACUUCCAACAGACAUUGAGAAAUUCUACAAUAUUAAGGAACAAUAUCCAGUCAUUCAGUUAACUAUUGGAUCACUCUACAAAGACAUUGGAUAUCCAACACCAUUCAUUAUGGAAUCAAAUUACAUCAUAGCUGCAACACCGAGUGAUUUUUACACAAAUUAUGAGAAGUUGUGGCUGCCUUUUGAUGACCAGACCUGGAGUCUCGUUGAAUUAUUUGAGUUUAUGACGACAGAUAUGAGGAAGCCACCGCCAAGUACAAUUGAGGAUCUGAUUGAGAGGAAUUAUAAGAUUCUGACAUGUGAUCAGGGAGAUUUGGAUGAAUUGGUGGAGAUACUUCAUGGAAAGGAUGUUUGGAAGAACGUCCAAAUCUUCAACGAUUGCUCUCAAAUAUUCACAAUCUACUGCAGCACCUUUGACAAUUCAAGUGCUAAACUUGCAUUUUUCAUAGACAACGGUCAAUACUCAACAUAUGCUUCAAUGUGUCAUGGAACUGCUAUUGAGCUCAGAAACUUUAAAAGUGACACUUCUCUAAUUACUUUAUUUACAACACAUAGGAGCAUCAUUCAUAAACAUUUAAGUGCCACACUUGAUAAAGUCAUACCUGCCGGAAUUCCUCAAUAUUUAUUUGAUUACUAUAAAUCAUUGCUUUUCAAGAAGUUUGAUAGAAUUGAGGACAAAAGCCCAAAAGUUUUAGCAGUUGAUGAUUUAGGAUUUGGAUUUGUUUUGUGGCUGUGUGCGUGUGGAAUUUCAGUGGUUGGAUUCUUGUUGGAAUUGAUGACAUUGAGAAUGAGAAUGUCGAUUCACAAUUUUGUUGGAGUUUUUGGAAUUUUGGAAGUGUUGAAGUGGUAUUUAAGGAUUAGAGCUUAG
This is a messenger RNA of Chironomus riparius, 1698 nucleotides long. The record is from the annotation of a GenBank genome assembly. Lineage: Eukaryota; Metazoa; Arthropoda; Insecta; Diptera; Chironomidae.